CUCAACUGAUUUAGUUCGAACAAUUUAACAGCCUUACUAGGGUCCUAGUAAAUUGUUUGUUAUUUUUAUACAUCAAUCACAGUCCGUACACUUGAACUGCAGUAGCAUCCAAAAUUUUGUAUACAAUUCGCGUUAAUAGUUUUCCCUUUUUUGGGCACAAACCAACAGUUCGUCAGGACGUCGGUUAUCCAGUCAGAAUCCACAGUUUCAGGUCUGUUUCCGCAAUGGAGCAGUUCUUCGCAUUUCCGGCACUGGCAAUGGGCCCGGGAUAUGUCCAGUUUCCGCAUCAGAUUCCAAUGCCAUGUCCUGCGGAGUAUUCCCUCAAUCCGAAUGCUGUGGAGUUUGUGCCGUCGAAUCGAAGAUCGGAGUUCAGAAGCUCGCAAACCAAAACAGAGGCGACCUCAACAACCACAUUGCCCUGUCCCGAAAUCGUUGGCGAUGCCGUGAAGCAGGUGAAAAAUGGAUUUUGUGAUCAGAGGCAGUUGUUGGAGUACCUCAGUCAGCUGGGCGAUGAACAGAUGCCGCUGGAGGAGAUCGCUGUGGGUCUGCUUCCAGGUGGUCAUGGCCUCAGCAUGACGUUCACCACGAAAAAGGCCGAUCCGAAUAUUCCCAUCUUCCACAAUCGCCAGAGUCUUCAGUUGGCCGUCGGUGAUCAGGAGAAGCUGAAUAGCAGACCGGAGAGCGUCCUGGUGGCCCAGUUCCUCAGUCGGGUGAACGAUCUUCUGAGCGAGAAGUACGAGUACGGCGGCGAUAGCUCCGUCUGUCCCAAGUGCACUCUGUGCUCCAAUCGCAGCUACACGGAGCUGGAGAUCGAGCGCCAGAUCGAGGGCAUCAAGGCCUUCGAGAACUUCUUCACCUUCACGGAAUCCACGCGCUACCAAGACCUGGUUUCCCACAAGGCCUUCAAGGAGUUGUGCACCAAACUGGGACUGAUUGUGAGCCGCGAUCAAAUCCACAUCGACCGAGCUUCCAGCGGAACAUCUACAGAGCCCUGUCCUCCUCCACCCUCCCAGCAAUCGUCCAGUGUCACAGUUUGCAUUCCUCGAUCAGACGAUGCAAUGGAAACCGAUAUGGAGGCCGAGGCCUAUGCUGGAGAUGAUGAAUCGCUGUCGAAUGGAGGCGAAACGACCCCGAGGGCAAGUGCCGAGUCCUCGAAUGCAGCAGACUAUGUCAGGGGAACUCUUUACAGGUACGAGGACUCUGAGGGAACCCAACUGGUGAACCAGCUAAAUGAAACUGAGUCAAAAGCAGACACAAAUAUAGUUGAAAAUUUCGAUUUGGAGGUAUCAAGAUCCACGCCGGCCAAAUCUUCGAUACCCACCAGUAUUCCGAGUGCUUUUCCGAGGGUUUACAAAUCGGCCAAGGCAAAGUGUUCGCUUCGGGUGGCUGGGCCAAGUGGAAUGCAGAGUGUCCCACCGCUCCAUAGGAGCUCGCUUAUGGGUCGGCCAGCGGGACAAUCCGCACUAACCAUGCCCUCAAACAUGCACAGAUUGCGGGACACGGCGGUGGAGGGCCAAUUUCCGAACGGAUCGACUGGAUCGACCGCUCCACGAAAGCUCCAAGGAGAUUCAAGUCUGCCCGCUGCGGCUCGCAAGCAAAGUCGUUUGCCUUCUACGAAAUCGGGAUGUGUUUACCAUCAAGCAGGGAAUGUGUCAGCGCCUUCAGCAGGUCGUGUUGUGAAGUCGGGAAAAGCAGGCUCCGCUGUGCAGAAGCCGCAGUCGAAUCAUAUCUGUAAGGGAAGCAAAAAUAAUGUGGCCAGUAGGAUCGGCAUGGCCAAUUCCCAUGCCACUCCGCAGCGAAUGAUCCCAAGGAGCACCCAUGCUUCAAUGAUGCGCCAAACAGAAGUCAAGCGGCGCAUGAGCCUGAUGCGCGGCGACAGCGAUUCCGAUUUGCUCUACAAUGACUAUCUCUUCAAGUGAUUUGCAGAUGGAUUGCAUGGAUUUGUUGCUUUAUCUUUGAAAUAUACGUGUUUCUCAAUACUCAA
Messenger RNA from Drosophila ficusphila, 1984 nucleotides. RefSeq lists its product as uncharacterized. The transcript is spliced from 4 exons. Lineage: Eukaryota; Metazoa; Arthropoda; Insecta; Diptera; Drosophilidae. Bases 225 to 1919 code for a protein of 564 amino acids. The record is from RefSeq and is a predicted model, not a curated record.